Symbiodinium necroappetens is the source of this 285-nucleotide messenger RNA. NCBI's taxonomy places the organism in Eukaryota, Dinophyceae, Suessiales, Symbiodiniaceae. The record is from the annotation of a GenBank genome assembly.
AUGGCCGCAAGGGCCGUGGUCGCGAUGACCGCGCGCGAGAUGAUGGUCGAGGCCGUGGACGCGAUGAUGGACGCAGAGUUGAUGAUGAUCGUCGAGGACGACGUGGCAGCCGAGAUGAUCGCCACAUGGACGACUCCCAUCGAGGUGACGACCGACGUGGUGGCCGAGGUGACGAUCGUCGAGGUGAUGACGACCGACGUGGUCGCCGAGGCCGAGAUGAUCGUCGCGGCGAUGAUGGCAAUCGCACUCGGGAUGACGACCGCCGUGGAGGCCCAGAUGAUCGUC